UCGGUUUGUAGGCUACCAUCUUCCCCCCAACAUAAUACACCCCCCAUUCUUGAAUGGACCUGACCGGAAAUAUAGCUUGUAUACAUUGAUUAUCAGGGUGCGUUGUGUCGGGGGGAAGACAGUAGUGAUGAAAGCUGUAAGAGGACUAAAUGUGCUGAAAUUUGGUGCUUUAUUGAACCUUUCUACACCAAAGUUUUUGGUGCUUAACUAACCUUUACAUUUUUUCUGCACCCCAUCCCUUCUACUCCUUUGCACAGAAGAAAGAAGAUACCAUAGCUGCAGAAGCAAUGCUGGCAGAAAAGAACGCCAUACUGAAGCAAGAUCUUGCCGAGCUGAAGGAGGCCAUGUCUCUUCUCCAGGACGACAAAGAUGAGCUGCAGGAGAAGAACUUGUGUCUGAAGCAACAAAUCCAGGAGAUAGAAAACAGGUUUGCAGAUGAGCAGCGGACGAGACUGGAUGCUGAAAAGAACGCGCAGACCGUCACGAAAGCCCUCACCGAGUUCAGACUGAGAAUGAAGGAGAGAGAGGAGGAAUUGCAGCAAGAGUUCAAAACCGCGUCGCAAGAUUGGUCGACCAGGUUGGAUAACGAAACGGCACGUGCGAAAGCUGCAGAAGAAAGAGCCAAGAAGGCUCGGGAGCAACUGGAAGUCGCGGUGAGCGAAGCAGCAUAUCUCAAGGAGAAGGUACAUGAGUGAGAGGGCCCCCGUGCCUUGCGAGACAGGGAACAUGCAUGAGGUCCAAGAAACGAUCCAACCUGUGAAGAAGAGAUUAGCAGUCGGUCACAGCAUUGCGCUUUUAUUUACAAAAAGGGUCCCUCCCCCCCUUCCCCCUCAAAAUCAAAAGAAAACCAAAGA
Molecule: messenger RNA, 854 nt
Organism: Chara braunii
Lineage: Eukaryota; Viridiplantae; Streptophyta; Charophyceae; Charales; Characeae
Source: the annotation of a GenBank genome assembly